Molecule: messenger RNA, 1439 nt
Organism: Sinocyclocheilus grahami
Lineage: Eukaryota; Metazoa; Chordata; Actinopteri; Cypriniformes; Cyprinidae
Product: serine/threonine-protein kinase ULK4-like
Exons: 13
Coding region: 219-1439 (406 amino acids)
Biological process (GO): protein phosphorylation
Molecular function (GO): ATP binding; protein kinase activity
Source: RefSeq, a predicted model, not a curated record
UACCGCGCGUAAGGAAACUUAUGCAAAAGACAAUUACGUCGUAUUUAAGCCCAAUAUAUAUUGUUAAAAUAUUACAAAAGAAGCGGGAAAUGUUUAAAAUAUGCUGUUAAUCGCUCCGUGUCUGAAAUAUUGAACUUGCGUAGUGUCCUUAUGGUCAGGAAGUUGUUAGUAGUAGUUAGUGCAGUAAACUGCCUGUGAGCUCACGCGAGUCUCUGCAGAUGGAGAACUUUAUUUUGUAUGAAGAGAUCGGGAGAGGUAACAGAACGGUGGUUUAUAAGGGGAGAAGUAAAGGCAGCAUACAUUUCGUGGCUAUCAUCUGCAGUGACAAAUCCAAGAGACCUGAACUCACAAACCAUGUGAGACUUGCUCAUGACAUUAAGCAUGACAAUGUGGCGUCUUUUUAUGAAUGGUAUGAGACUAGCAACCAUUUGUGGCUGGUGGUGGAGAUGUGCACAGGUGGAUCCCUGGCAGCGCUGGUUGCUCAAGAUGAGUGCCUGUCUGAAGAAGUAGUGCGAGAGUUUUCCAUCGACUUGAUGAAAGGUCUUAAAUACAUCCACGACUCUGGCAUUGUUGUCUCGGAUCUCACACCUGCAAAGAUUUUGUUGGAUGGACCAGGAACUCUGAAGUACUCUAAUUUCUGCCUGGCCAAGGCUCAAGGAGAAUGUCUGGAGGAGUUCUUCUCUCUUGUGAUGGCAGAGGAGAUGGGAGCUGGAGACAGCAAGGAGAAUAUUAUCUCUCCACAAAACAUCAAGAACAGAAUUAAAGGUUCUCCUGUGUAUUGUGCUCCUGAGGUGCUGAGAGGAGCAGACACCAGUGUCUGCAGUGACCUGUGGGCUUUAGGCUGCAUCCUAUAUGAGAUGUUCACAGGAAAACCACCCUUUGUCUCUGAGAGUAUGACCGGACUAGCUGAUCUCAUUUUAAAUGAAGGUCCUCCACCCCUAAGACAAAAAGAACCUGCUUUCUCACAGCCCAGUCCAGAGUUUGAGAGCCUAGUAAUGGGUUUACUUCAGAAAGACCCUGUGAAAAGGUUAAGCUGGGACCCUUUAUUAUCUCACCCGUUCUGGAGGGAAGCAUUUUCAGAGACAUGCAUCACUGUGGAAAAAGAGCAAGAUGAUGUCUCACCAAUGUCCAGCCUGCAUUUGGCCCCUGUGUCCUCUCAGACAACCAAGAAAGCACAGACGGCACCUGCUGACCCAGCCAGCCCAAACCUCAGCAAGUCCUUCACUUUAGAUAAUGUGAUAGAGUUUAGACCAAAGUCUGCACUGGACAUUGACGCCAGAGGCGCGAUUUUCCUCCUCAGCUCCAGACCAACUCCCAGAACAAGCAAUACAGCUCGAGAGACAGAAGACAAAGGCUCUGAAAUUCAACACCAUCUACUGGAUAUAUUCAACAUUACAAUCUGCUACUACCUCAUUGCUAUCCCUUACAGGGCCCCCUAA